Nycticebus coucang (slow loris) is the source of this 4934-nucleotide messenger RNA. It is a transcript of the gene RNF125, whose product is annotated as ring finger protein 125. Gene Ontology annotation, molecular function: ubiquitin protein ligase activity. Gene Ontology annotation, biological process: protein polyubiquitination; ubiquitin-dependent protein catabolic process. Lineage: Eukaryota; Metazoa; Chordata; Mammalia; Primates; Lorisidae. The transcript has 6 exons. Bases 191 to 889 code for a protein of 232 amino acids. The record is from RefSeq and is a predicted model, not a curated record.
CGCGCACUCGCGCUGCUCCAGACCAAGGUUGGGCUCAGCGGCGGAGGCUGCUUCUGCGCUGGCUGGCUGAGUGCGUUGGCAGGCGGCGAUCACAGCUGGGCUGGGACUUCCUUCCUCCACCGCAGGACAACAAAACGAACCCGCAGCCGGCACCGAGCUGUUGGCGGCUGUUGGGGCGAGGAGCACCGCGAUGGGCUCCGUGCUGAGCAGCGAUAGUGGCAAAUCGGCGCCCGCCUCUGCCACCCCGCGGGCCCUGGAGCGCAGGAGGGACCGCGAGCUGCCGGUCACGUCUUUCGACUGCUCAGUGUGCCUGGAGGUGUUGCACCAGCCUGUCCGGACCCGCUGUGGCCACGUAUUCUGCCGUUCCUGCAUUGCCACCAGUCUAAAGAAUAAUAAGUGGACCUGUCCAUAUUGCCGGGCGUAUCUUCCUUCAGAAGGAGUUCCAGCAACUGAUGUAGCCAAAAGAAUGAAAUCCGAGUACCAGAACUGCGCUGAGUGUGACACCUUGGUUUGCCUCAGUGAAAUGAGAGCACAUAUAAGGACUUGUCAGAAGUACAUAGAUCAGUAUGGACCACUACAAGAACUCAGGGAGACAGCAGCAAGGUGUGUAUGCCCAUUUUGCCAGAGAGAAUUGGAGGAAGACAGCUUGCUGUAUCACUGUAUUACUCAUCACAGAUCAGAAAGGAGACCUGUGUUCUGUCCACUUUGCCGUUUAAUACCUAACGAGAACCCAAGUACCUUCAAUGGCAGUUUAAUAAGACAUUUGCAAGUUAGUCACACUUUGUUUUAUGAUGAUUUCCUAGAUUUUAAUAUAAUUGAGGAAACUCUUAUCCGAAGAGUCUUAGACCGAUCACUUCUUGAAUAUGUGAAUCACUCGAACACCACAUAAUUUUAUUAAAAGGAAGAGGAAGGGGACCAUUCAAUUGCACCAUUUAAGAUGCUGCUUAAACAAGUGUAGGGAGAUUAUCAUAGUUUGAUGGACAAAACUGUACAAUGAGGUUGUAUGUUUGUCUAUGUUUAUUGUUAUAGUGCACUUAAAACUGCUUUCAUUAUGAUGGUUUAUAUUCCUGACUUUCUAAGACAUUAAUAACAAAAAUAAGUCUGUGUCAGUCAAUAUAUGAAAGACACACAGGCUACCUAUGUGGGUGGAGGAGCUUGAGCUCUGCAAAUUUGAUGAUUCUGAGUGUAAUGCUGCAUAUUAACAACUGUCAUCUUGGCUAGGCGUGAUAACUAAUCUUUGCCCUAUGUCAGAAAAUGGAGAGAAAAACAAAGUACAGACAUUCAAGGAAAUACGGAAUUUAUUCCAAUACUCUUAUUCUUGUUUCUAAUAUAGUAACAUGAAUAAUCUUGUAUGGGAGCAGGAAAGGAAAAUUGUGGAAAUCAACAUUUAAAUGAACAUUUAAAGUUCAUUUAACCAAAUUGCAUUACAUAAUACUGUAACAAAAUAAAUUUUGUUAGAAGAGUAUACUUAAUCCUUUGAUUUUUUUAUAACUAUAUGCACAUAUAUGAAUUUAAUACUAUAUUUUCCAAAUAUUUGUAGCUUAUUAUUUAGAAACAUUUUUAUAAUAUAGGAAAUUUCUUAAAAACCAUCCACUGGCAUUUAUAGUAGAAAUAUUCAUAUCCAUAAUUUUUAGUGGGAAAACCCUAAGAGCUUUGAGUUCUUCUUAAAUUUUAACCCUUUAAAAAUUAUAAAAUAAAACACAAAGGCUGCAAGCCAGGCACAAAAUUUGUAGCCUAAUGCGUUAUUAUAAGGAAACACUCUUUUAGACUCUGCCAGUGACCCACGUGUCCCCUUUGUGGGCUGCUACAAUUAUAAUCCCACAAAAGUAACUACUAGCCUGAUGUUGACAGUAAUCACUUCCUUGCAUUUCUUCAUUAUUUUAUGACAAAAAUAAAGAUAUAAGUGCAUAUCUUUGUAUUUUAACAUUCAUUUUACAUUUUUUAUUAGAUAUAUAUUUUACAUUUCUUUUUAAUCUGCAAGUUCCCCCUUCUCCCUUCCCUUUCCUUAAAAUUUAUCUAUUGAAAAACCAGCCUGGUCUUAGGGCCUAGAGGUUUCCUGCAUUUUGUUGAUUGUACACUCAUAAUGCAAUUGCGUGUUCCCCUGCCCUUUGGAUAUUGGCACAUGGAUCCAAAGGUUUGAACAGACUCAGGUUCAAUGUCUUUGGCUAGACUCUAGGUCAUGGCCUCAUGGUCAGUUCUUUCAUCAUAAGGCAAAUAAGGUCUGGUUCUCCCUUUUUGUGACAUUAGAUGAAUCUGAUACUCAACUCCCAAAUCUAUUCAUUCAUUGUAGGUUGGGGAAUAUUCUAAUGGUAUCAUUUCUUUUUAAUUUGUUUGUUGGAAUGUUUUUAUAAAGAGAUACUUCUGACAUUUGCUACGUAAUUAACCAGUGGUAGAGUUCAUACAGGAGAUGGAAAAUAAAUAUUUGACUUUUUUUCCUUAGUUGCCAGGUUUCAAAAUAAUAAACUUGUUUCCCAUCUUCUUCCAGGUGUUUUAAAGUACAAGUAUUAUGAACUUGUGGGUAUAAACAUAUUUAAUGAGCUUAAAUCCAUUACAAAUAUUACUUUAUCGAAGUUCAAAUUGUGUUAUUAUUGGCCAUUAAAGCAUCGUCAUAGGUUCUGAGUCUUUUUUAUACCACUUGGAAGUUUUAAAUAGCUUCUUGCUAUCUUGUAUGACAAGAUAUCACAGGCUCAACCUAUAUGAUUCCUGACCCAGACCUGGGAUUGGCCAUAUCCCUAGCAAGCCUGGUUUCUUUCAGUGAGAAGUGGUUUUCUGAAAGUAUAGUCUGAGCUUUAAGGUUGCUCAUUGCUACUGGGCUGGUCAUUAUUUCCAGGAGAGAGCUAGGAAAUGUCUAUGUGUUUUUGAAGAUACAACACAUUACAAGUCUCUUUGAUACUUCUAAAUAAAGUUAUUAACAGAGUUUUAACCUAACUUUCUGUUACAACUAUAUCUGUUUUUCUGUACUGAAAAUCCUGGUUUUCAAGAUUGUAGAGCAUAGUAAAAUUACAUUAUCCCAUAAUAUUCAUGUCCUUUAUUUACUUUACAUAUGUAACAGAGAAUAAUAAUAUGCGUACGACCACAACCAAUAGAAUAAUUGGAACAAUUAAAAGUGUUUUCAUUUGUUCUUCCUUUUCUCCCUUAUUUUUUAAUUUUUUUUUGAGACAGAGCCUCAAGCUGUCGCCCUGGGUAGAGUGUUGUGGCAUCACAGCUCACAGCAACCUCCAACUCCUGGACUUAAGCAAUUCUCUUGCCUCAGUCUCCCAAGUAGCUGGGACUACAGGCGCCCGCCACAAUACCCUGCUAUUCUUUGGUUACAGUUGUCAUUGUUGUUUUGGCAGGCUCUGGCUAGAUUCGAACCCGCCAGCUCUGGUGUUUGAGGCUGGCACCUUAGCCACUUGAGCUAUAGUCACCGAGCCUACUCCCUUAUUUUUAAAAUAGUUGUACUAUGUCAACAUUUUCAGAACAUAUUACUGUAACAUAGUAUACUUUUUCCUUUUUAUCCCCACUUAAUCUUACUUCGUCAAGUAACUAUAUAUUUAGUGCUUGUCACUAGUCUUUGUGUGAUGGCUCUGGUUGGUUUUUUUGUUUGUUUGUUUUUGUCUGGCUCUUUAAUUAUGGAUCCAGGGCAUAAAUUAAUAUCUCCAUCUUGAAAGGAACCAAAGGAGUUAUGAAGACAAGUGAUACAUGGGAAUCAACUCCUGAGGAUAAAAUGUUAUUGGACUAGAGUUAGCUUUUUAAUUGUAAUCAUUUAUAAGCUUCUUUGUUCCUUACACAUAGGUAUAGUCAUAACCAUGGUGCCCCAAAUUUUCUAUAAAAAUUAUCCAUACACAUCUUAAAAGUCUUGCUACUGUGCUUCCAUCCAGUACAAGAUAACUGAAAAAAAAAAAACGUAAAGCUGGGUGAAAUCCAGGUGGCCUUAUAUUCUGCCUUUUAAAUAUUGGUUUCAGACUUGCUUUUCAUAGUUGCUGACAAGUAAUAACUGAUUUUUGGUUUUCCAACCUCUCUUCCUUCGAAUUAGAACUUGUUGGACAAAACCAAAAGGAGAGGAAUUUUUCAGAAAUAAUCAUCAGAAAAUCUAGUACAAAAAAAAAGAAUAUUAUUUCUAAGCAUUAGUACUAACAGACAAACUCAUGUUCAUUCAGAGCAGGAAAAAAGGCAUCUUUAAAUCUGCAGAACUUGAAAAACUUUAAGUGAAGUUUUAAGUCAUCUACCACUGUUAACCUCAGGACAGAAAUUGUGAAGUCCAUCCCUGGAUUCCUCAUAGGAUAAUUUUGCCACCUACAGGACAAAUUAGGUGCUGGCCACCUGAAUUAUUUUUUGUUCUGAAUUAUUUUGGGUUGUAAAAUGCUGAAGUUCAAAUAUUGUUUCACUGUGCCUUUAGCCUUGUAUAAAAAGGAAUUUAUAAUUCAUUGUUUUAUUAUAAAAAGGGAAACCAAUAUUUGAAGCUGUUGGCUAUCAAAAAAACCUCAAGAUAUAACCUUUUCAAGGUCUUAUGGGGGAAAACUGAUUCACAUGUAAUUCCAAAUUCUUCUAACCCUACAAAAAACCUGCAGAGAUUUUCUUUUCAUAUAAUUUUGCACCCAAGUUUCUCAAAUGUUGGUUGGAAAAAUGGAUCCAUUGUGAAUCUAUGGUAAACAAAGUUCUAGGUCAGACGAUCUCAGAGAUCCUGUCUCAAUUAGGCUGAAUUUCAUUACUUUACUGGAUGCUAAGUGUCUUUCAUUUUGAAGCGAGCUCACUCCAGAUAGUGCAUGUUGAUAGAAUAAUUUAUACCUUCAAACAUUGAAGGUGUUCUAAAAAGUCACCAAGAGAUUCAUUUUUCUAUUAUUCAACCACAAAAAAUCUGUAUAAUGAUCAGAACUUAAAAUGUAUAAUUCUUUUUUUCUGUAAAUGUGUUUUCUGUAUUAUUAUAAGAAAUAAAAAAUGGCAGGACCAUUGCU